AUGUCAACAGCGUUAUCUUUUUCUCAAACAGAUCCUGUAUCAAUACCCAACAACAAUAGCAGCAACAAUGAUGAUGAUGAGCAAGCCUACAAAGAUAUGAUUAAACAAUUGGCUGCACAAGCACCUGAACCCUAUGGCGCUAUUCCUCCAUUAACGAGACGCAAAGAUAAAGACAAGAGUAAGCGAAAGAAGAAGAAGAAGAAGAAGCGAAGCAGCAGCAAAGAUAAAAAGACACCUAUCAGAAGAAUGUCGCAUGUAGAAAAUUGGCUUGCUGUAGACAGUAAAGAAAGUAUACCAGAUGAAGAAGAUUUGAAACAUUCAUCCCCGUUUCGCAACUUCCUGUCAACGGAUUUUUUGGUGUUACCUUUACAUAUGCCACCGCCAUCUCUUAGUGCGACAGUGCCAGAGGAAGAAAUGACAAGACCUACAUCUUUAUCAUCAACAUCAGCCACAGUAAUGGCUAAAAAGGACUUGAGACCUGUCUUGUUUCCAAUUAAACAGCCACCUAUUCAAGUGAUACCCAUAACAGACAGUCGACUAAUUGAUGUAGAGGACGAAGACGAGGACGAAGAGGAGGGGGAGGAGGACGAAGAGGAGGGGGAAGAAGACGAUGAAGACGAGGAGGAAGAGGAGGACGAUGAUGAGACUACAGAAAAGAUGCUGAAUAGAAAGAGAUCCAUCCCAUCAUUCUCCAAAUCACAGCAGCCAUCUACAUCCAUGACGAAAUCUUACGCCAUGUCGACUUCACCGCCGUCUUCCUCCUCUACAGCUGCCCUGUCCACAUCAGCAUCAUCCACAGAGCAAGAGCCUUCCAAGAGUCGAUGGCUAGAGACAAUUGCUCAGCUACGCCGAUCAUUGACCUUAUCCAAUUCUCGCCAACAGCAACAACAACAACAACAACAACAACAACAACAACAACAGCGGCAGCAGCAGCAGCAAGCACAAGAUUCUUCUGAUACCAAUCCACCAUCAUCUACCAGGAAAACCAAUUUCAUCCCAAUGCCACUCCCUCCCAAGCGCAACGUGCGUAAAAAGAGACGAUCCGAAGCAACCACACAACCUAGAUUUAACCCAGAAACCAAUACGUACACACGAGAUACCCGAUCAAACCCGGAUCAUCUACGCAUGAUUUCUGCUGAAUUAAACAUGAUGCGACAUCGAAAACUAUCGAGUCCAUUGAAACCAAGAGGCUUUUUACCCAGAAGAACAGAUGCGUUUAUACGAGGUCCACAAAGGAAACUGUCUGCUUUAAAAAAUGAGUUGUGA
Mucor velutinosus is the source of this 1266-nucleotide messenger RNA. RefSeq lists its product as uncharacterized. Lineage: Eukaryota; Fungi; Mucoromycota; Mucoromycetes; Mucorales; Mucoraceae. The transcript has 2 exons. Bases 1 to 1266 code for a protein of 421 amino acids. The record is from RefSeq and is a predicted model, not a curated record.